GAUGAGUCAGUCUCAGAGUGGAAAAGGUCCCUUAGCCCACUUGAUUCUAGCAUCUACCGUCUCAGAGUCUCAGAACAUUUGGAUGUGCAAUCUUAGCGGCUUCUCGUGCCCUGCUGCGCUGUCUUGUCCUCGUCACCAUGGCUCAGUACCACUCGCCCCGGCCGCUGCCUGCCCCCCGCAAUCCUGGCUGCGGUCUGCAGAGAGGGCCAUAGCAUAACAUGAUCUGGGCAAUCUGCAACUAAGCGUAAGAUGCCAACAAGUUGUCAAAGCUGCAAAAGCAGGUUUAAGGAGAAUUUGAGGAGUCUUUUGUGGUAGGCAGUGAUCUAGAUACGUGCUCUGCUCCUGUGUCCACUGACCUGUUGGACAUGCUUUUGUUAAGGAAGGAAAUCUCCAAAGCUCUUUGGUGAAGCCAUCAUACAGUAGGUGCUGCUCAUUCUAGCAUCAUUUAUGGCUUCAUUAAUCAAGAAGGUCCAGGCCUCUGGUAGAUUGAUACGUGGCAGGACAACAAGCUGAGGACUCACAACUUGCCUUAUUGCUGCUGUUCCUGCGUUUUGCCUUUAGUACUAGAUGGUGACCUCUUUGCAGCUCGGCCUUAUUGUUUUAGAAAAUGUAUAGAACACUUGGACUUCUAGAGCAUGCUGUUAUGUAUGUUCUCUCACAAAGUUAGAGACUCCAAGGUAUCCAUAUCAUGCUUCAUCAUACUUUGUUCUGAGCCCCGUGUCCUGAAGCUGGAGACUGUAGAACUGGCUCAUUCUUUCUCAAGAUCUCUCCUAUUUUUACGGGAUGGUUCCAGAGCGUGAUGGUAGGCCCAGUAGUUUGUGAUGUCAUCCCUGACCCCACCCUGCGAGGGCGACAGCUCCACACCCAGAUUUUUUGUUGGUGCCCAAGAUGAUGAGACAGACUUUCUGGAAUCAAACAUGAAUCCAGACGAGGUUGAAUUCUAUGAAGAAGAUGAAGAUGAGGAAGAGACGCCUCCUGAGCGCCAGAUUGUGGUGGGAAUUUGUGCCAUGACCAAAAAGUCCAAGUCUAAGCCCAUGACGCAAAUCUUGGAGCGACUGUGCAAGUUCGAGUACAUUACUGUGGUGAUUAUGUCUGAAGACAUCAUCCUCAAUGAGCCUGUUGAAAAGUGGCCCGUUUGCGACUGUCUAAUCUCUUUCCACUCUAAAGGAUUUCCACUGGAUAAAGCUGUUGCUUACUCAAAAUUGCGCAACCCAGUCCUGAUCAAUGACUUGGAUAUGCAAUAUUUCAUCCAAGACAGGAGGGAAGUGUACCGAAUUUUGCAGCAAGAGGGAAUAGAUCUUCCUCGUUAUGCUGUACUUAAUCGAGACCCUGAUAAGCCAGAUGAAUGUAGCCUAGUGGAAGGCGAAGACCAGGUUGAAGUAAAUGGAGAAAUCUUCCCCAAACCCUUUGUAGAAAAGCCAGUCAGUGCAGAAGAUCACAAUGUGUAUAUCUAUUACCCAACCUCUGCAGGAGGCGGCAGCCAGCGGCUAUUCAGGAAGAUCGGCAGUCGCAGCAGUGUUUACUCCCCAGAGAGCAGCGUUCGGAAGACUGGAUCUUACAUUUAUGAAGAAUUCAUGCCAACUGAUGGUACAGAUGUUAAGGUGUAUACUGUUGGUCCCGAUUAUGCCCAUGCAGAGGCCCGUAAAUCUCCAGCUUUGGAUGGGAAAGUGGAGCGGGACAGUGAGGGCAAGGAAAUUCGCUAUCCUGUCAUGCUAACUGCCAUGGAGAAGCUGGUUGCACGUAAAGUCUGCUUGGCAUUUAAGCAAACGGUUUGCGGUUUUGACUUGUUGAGAGCCAAUGGUCAUUCGUUUGUUUGUGACGUCAACGGUUUCAGUUUUGUGAAGAAUUCUAUGAAAUACUAUGAUGACUGUGCCAAAAUACUUGGGAAUAUAAUAAUGAGGGAGCUUGCUCCACAGUUCCAUAUUCCCUGGUCCAUACCAACAGAGGCAGAGGAUAUUCCCAUUGUACCAACUACAUCCGGCACAAUGAUGGAGUUACGAUGUGUGAUUGCAAUAAUCCGGCACGGGGACCGCACACCGAAGCAGAAGAUGAAGAUGGAGGUCCGGCAUUCUAGGUUCUUUGAAUUAUUUGAACAUCAUGAUGGUUACAAAACAGGAAAGUUGAAGCUAAAGAAGCCAGAGCAACUGCAGGAGGUGCUGGACAUAGCAAGAUUGCUCCUAUCAGAACUUGGAAACCACAAUGACUGUGAGAUUGAAGAGCGAAAAUCCAAGCUGGAACAGCUUAAAACAGUUCUGGAAAUGUAUGGUCAUUUCUCUGGUAUUAAUAGGAAAGUGCAGCUGACCUAUCUGCCCCAUGGGCAUCCAAAGUCAUCCAGCGAAGAUGAAGAUGCUCGGAAGGAUUCUCCCUCUCUAUUACUAGUGUUGAAAUGGGGUGGUGAACUGACACCAGCUGGGCGAGUACAGGCAGAAGAGCUGGGACGGGCAUUUCGCUGUAUGUACCCUGGAGGGCAAGAUGGUAACACCCCGACUUUGGGCUGUAGCUCUCCUGUAGACUCCGGAGACUAUGCAGGCUUUCCAGGAUGUGGUCUCCUACGCUUGCACAGUACUUACCGCCAUGACCUGAAGAUUUAUGCAUCUGAUGAAGGACGGGUUCAGAUGACUGCGGCCGCCUUUGCAAAGGGUCUUUUAGCAUUGGAAGGAGAGCUUACCCCUAUCCUGGUCCAGAUGGUUAAAAGUGCAAACAUGAACGGCCUUCUGGACAGUGACAGUGACUCUUUAAGCAGCUGCCAGCAAAAAGUGAAAGCACAUCUCCAUGAGAUAAUGCAGAAGAAUGCCGAAUUCUCCGAGGAGGACCAAGAGAAGCUGGCCCCCACAAGCAGCACGUCUCUGAUUAACUCUAUGGAAUCGAUAAAGAAUCCUGUGAAAACGUGUGACCAAGUGUUUUCUCUUAUUGAAAAUCUGACAUCUCAGAUCCAGAAACGUCUGGAAGAUCCAAAGUCUGCAGAUCUGCAGUUGUACCACAGUGAAACCUUGGAGCUGAUGUUACAGCGAUGGAGCAAGCUGGAGAGAGAUUUCCGCAUGAAGAAUGGGCGUUAUGAUAUCAGCAAGAUUCCCGAUAUUUACGAUUGUGUCAAGUACGAUGUUCAGCACAACAGCACUCUUAAAAUGGAAGGGACAGAUGAGCUCUUUAAACUUUCCAAAUGGUUAGCAGAUAUUAUUAUCCCACAGGAAUAUGGGAUUAGCAAAGAUGAGAAAAUGGAGAUCGCGGUUGGAUAUUGUCUUCCUCUUAUUAAUAAGAUCCAGUUAGACCUGCAGAGAACUCAUGAAGACGAGUCUGUAAAUAAACUGCACCCUCUCUAUUCAAGAGGAGUCCUGUCUCCUGGACGUCACGUUAGAACACGCCUCUACUUUACCAGUGAAAGCCAUGUGCACUCCUUGCUAAGCAUUUUUCGCUAUGGCGGGCUCUUGGAUGAAUCCAAAGAUCAACAGUGGAAAAGAGCAAUGGAUUAUUUAAGUGCAGUCUCAGAGUUAAAUUACAUGACACAGAUUGUAAUUAUGUUGUAUGAGGACAACAACAAGGACCCAUCCUCUGAAGAGAGAUUUCAUGUAGAGCUUCACUUCAGUCCAGGAGUCAAGGGCUGUGAGGAAGAUGAAAAAGCCCCUAUGGGAUUUGGAUUUCGUCCAGCGUCGGCAGAAAAUGAAGAUAAGAAGACAGAUCAGGGGAGCCUAGAGGACUUAUCUAAGGUGAAAGGCACAGACGAUGUGGAUAGGUUCAUCUUGAUGUCACCACUUCCGUCAGAGCUGAUUAGCAUCAAUAGGAAAUCGCCCCUUACCCGUGCUAGAAAAACUGGGUCAAUGGAGGUGAUGAACUCCAAAAACACAGGGAAUUUGGACUUCAUGCCCAUUAAGGAGCGCCGGAGAAGAAGAUCAGGAGAACCCCAUCAUGUCCCAUGUACCACCACUCUACAGUCCAGAGCCAUGUCCAUCACUAGCCUGGCAUCAUGGCGACAGGUGCUUUCGGAAACCUCCUCUAAAUCUGGUGGCUACCGUCUAUUCACCUCUUACGCCAGGCAGCCCUCCGACAUGAAGCAAAGCGGUUUAGGAUCACAGUGCACUGGUCUGUUCAGCACCACAGUGCUGGGAGGCUCCUCCAGCGCUCCAAACCUACAAGACUACGCACGCAGCCACCGCAAAAAAAUCAGCGCCGCUGCCAGCCUGACUUACAAAGACGAACUGUUGUCUAUGCCAGCUGUAAAGCGAUUUUCUGUGUCGUUUGCAAAGCAUCCGACUAAUGAAUGCCUGGAAGACCACGAGGUCGCCCAGCUGCUGCGUCACUUUUCCUCUGAAUACCCUCAGUCUCGGAACAUCUGUCUGGAUGGGGCACUAGCCCACCACCUACACCAGUGCUACUACCACCUUCGUCUCUUCAAGAACUGGCUGAUUUCGGGCCAGGACGAUAUGGAGUGCCUCUACGGUUUUGAGGGGUGUUCUAUGGUUCCCACAAUCUACCCACUGGAGACUCUUCACAACUCUCUGUCACUGAGACAAGUCAACGAGUUUUUGACCGCCGUGUGUAAACAGUUUGCUGAGACCCAUUCAAGUGGAUCUGCAGCUGGAUGCGAUUCCAUGAUGGCCCGCCAUGCGCCUGGCGAUGCUUAUCUGCCUCACAGAAUUCUCUCCUCUUCGUCUCUUCCUCUGCGGCAGCGCUCAGAGCGGCCUCCCUGGUAUAGUAGUGGACCGUCCAGCACAGUGUCAAGUGCAGGCCCUUCAUCUCCUACCACUAUAGAUCUUUCAGCACGUUUCAACUUUAAUGAGAAGACUUCACUGACUGAAGAGCAGAGAAGAAAGUUGAACCUUGAUGACCUUUUUCAGUCUCAUCAUGCACAAAGUGAGGACACGUCCAGCAGCCAGGAGAUAUGUAAUGAGACAUCUCCAAAGGAGGAACCUCAAUUUCUUGAUCCCUCCUGUUUAUCACAGCAGUCUCUAUGGGACAUGGCAACGCCAUCGCAGCCAUGCAUGGAAGAUGAGAUGCAUUUUGGCACUGAACCACCAGGUGAAGCAUCACUGCCGAAUGAAAACUUUGCAAAAGAAACUCCUGCAACAUGGAACCUGGGCUCCGAUAACAGGAUACUUCAGCAGUCAGCUCUAGAUGAACAGAUUCAAACAGAGUUAUCCAUACAUGGGCAAGAAACCUCGCUGUAGGUCAAAUAUUAAAUAAGGAAAAGGCUACGCAAUUUAUGUAUGGAGGAAUGGAUCAAAAAGUAACCCAUACAGGCUCUCUACUGUACUCAUGAAUCCAUUGUUUUUGUGACUAGAUUGUAAUUCACAUGUUCCGAGUUAUGAUUGUUGAGCCGAUUCAGACAGACUAUAUUAAAUAUGGUAAGUUUUCAUAUGGUCUUUUACUGGCAUGAAGGAACUCCACAAAUGUCACAUUACAGCCUUCUGAACAUUUAAGUCCUUAAAUAGGAUUAUCCCUAAUGGUUCAACAUUAUUUGCUGAAACCAUGCUAAGGCAAUCUGACAAUCAUUCAUGCAUUACUAGAGAAUGGUUCAUUUAAUGCAGGGGACAAAAAGUCUGAGCGAUCAUCGCACAAUUAGAUUUCCACAAUUGAUUUACCACCUAUUAUUUUUAAUGUUGUAUCUUUGUUUUUAGCUGAAAAUGCUAAACUCCGUAAUAAUGGACUGGUGAGCAUAUGUUCAUAUGCACUUUGCAUUAGGAAAUUAUUUAUGUCCACUGUAACUGGUGGGGAACUGUUUCCACUGAUAAUGAUUCCAUGGACGUUCUAGACUUUGGCAUUUCAGUGUUCGUACCAGCAAGAUUUAAUCAGAGCAAAUGAAUUCCAUUUCACACCUAGAAAUUAUGAACUUCAAGACUUCCUCAUCUGAUAUCCUGAGCACCAGCCUAACUUGUCAGGCACCUAAUCGCUACACUAAGGACAAGAAGAUCUAUGCUACCGGAUGAGCGAAACGUCAUAUAUUUUUUUGUGAAUGAAGAUAAACAUAUAAUCAUGGACUUUUUUUAUGUGGCUAUAUUUGUUUUCUUGUUUUUCAUUUUCAUUACGUUCUAGCAUCAGUAAUUCUCUUACUGUACCUACGUUAUGUCCUGAUCUCAUCAUUGCUGAAAUGUAAGUGCAUGAUUACAUGAAUGGGAUUAGAUCCACAGUUUUCAAACUACUGAAUAUUGAUAGAUCUGUCUGAUGCUUGUCUACUGACCGCAGUAAUGUUAUUGAACACUAUUAAGUACAAUAUGUCAUGUGCUUAGAGAACCCCUUUAAGCUAUUUUUAAUUUCUUAGUCUGGCAUCAGAUGGGCCUCACUGAUAUAGAGGGGUUUAUCACUAUUGUUCUGCAUAUAUUGUCUGGCACUGACAUAUUGAGUCUAUAUUUCUCCCUCAUUAUGUGGUCGCAUCUUACCGCUUUUAAUGUUGAUAGAAAGUCAGUUUGCAGGCAAAAUAUUGUUUAAAGUCUUUAGAUUUAAUUGGAACUGCAGCUCAUGCCCAUGUGAGUAACAUGGAUUUACAAAGAAACAAAUUUGCAGGCCCUCUACAACGUACAGUAUCCACCUAACAGUUUGUAUUUUUGUGUCUCUACAGCGAACGUAUUUUCUAAGUCUGUGUCACUGCAGCUAACAUUUUGUAACUCUUUAACCCAGCAGCUCUACUAUUAAGCUAAUCAAAUGACAUUACUAUCAAUUUUAAUAUGGUUACUUUGUUCUGUAUUUUAUCCUGUUCCAUUGACCUUUUAAGUACAACCUUAAAUCACUUAUUGUUAGGAGAACCAGUCCAGGAAGACUAUAUUUUUGCAGAGCUUUAAGUGUUCUUCUGGCUUUAAAGGUUCAACGAAUUUGCACUUGUUCUUGUGGCUCAAUAGAUUGUGCCAGAAUAAUAAUUGUGUGUUUGUGAUAUUUUACACAUCCAUGGAGGAAUUACAUGUGUCCUGCCUACUGUAGAAAACUGAAUUUAGAAUAUACUGCCAGUGAUGUCUCUCUUUAGUACACUGACUGAUUUAUAUUGGGGAGUGAGAUGCAGCUAAGGCUUUAUAUUUUGUAUAUUAGAUUUUACAGGGUGCAUUUUAGUCCUGUUGAAUACUUGAAAAUGUCUACCGCAACAAGAACAUUUGCCUGUGUAUGGGUCCCGUUUGGUUUAUAGAACAAAACGUAUAUUUAGGUGCCAAAAGAGGAUGGAUAUUUUUAUUUUUAUUUAGAAAUUUCUUUAGUGCAUUUGUAAGAAAUAAGGGGAUGGUCACUGGGCAAGAGGAAAAUCUGCUGCCAAGUGCAAACCAAAACUAUAUGAAUUGCUUUGUAGCCUACAGCGCGACUUACCUGAACGCAUCCUGUCCUCUUAUACUUGAAGGUGAAUUAUGGCUACCGGUUUUGAUGGCGUGAAUUACGGUUUUAUAAACAAAACAUACAGGUACAUUUUUCUAUAAUAUUUUAAAUCUUCCUGUAUUUUUCUUUGUACAUGAUGAGAUAAACAUAGUAAACCACAUUUUACUGGUUUUCUAUAUAAUAAAAAUGUAAAACGUUACAUAAAGAAAAGGAAGUCAAUAAUAUGAACUUUCGUAAAAGCGGGAAACUGUGGCUGACAGUGGGAAAACAUAUUGCUGUAUUGGAUGUAUAAAAGGAAAAUGUUAUUUUUUAAAUAAUUUAUUAAACCUUAAAUGCAUUAUGUAUAGUAUAUGUACUGUAGAAACAAAGCUGUCUAUUGUAAGUAUUUAUCCAAGAUGUUUGGACCAUGUACCACUGUGCUGGAUACAGGCCAUUUGUAUCUGUCUCCUUUACUAUCUCUAUAUGUGACAGGUGGGUGUAAUGUAUUUAAAACCCUGAUUGUGAUCCAGAUGUAAUCACCUGCUGGGUGCUCUGGUUUUAUACAUCAUUGUGGAUUUUGUGGGGUAGUGUGGUGUAACUUUGUCACUUUAUAUUGAACUACUGUUUUUAAAUGUCUCGCUAUUGUGUGCAUACAAAUACAUGUGUUCUAUAUACAGAUUUUUUUUCCCCCCUGCUGUAUUCAUUUAUACAGUACAUGACCUUUCUUUAUUUGCAAAGAGUAUACAAUUAUAUGGAAACAAGGAAAAAUAUAAGGCUCCCUCUUGACUGUAUAUUCUCUGCCCAAAAGUGCAUUUAAAUGUAAUACUUCCAUAUAUGUUACUGUUCUUUACAAUGCUACCAUGGUACUGUAUAUGGUCAUGGCGGGGUAAGACCCCUGUCUCGUGCAACAAUAUCUAGACACAGUUCUAGCCUCACUUCAUUACCCCCAACAUGCUUCUCCCAUGUCAGUCUGGUCACUGACUGCUUUCUGCAGGAGCAGGUUCAGCAAUUGAUAGGGACAGAAGAUCGGACAGUUUCCUAAGUAAAGUUCUGUCUUGGGUGGCGGAAGAAGGUGAAACACCCAGGCAAUAUAAUAUCCACAUGAUGCAUAUAAUUAAUUAACGCCUUACACCUGCAUGGUUACUACCCUGCUAUAAUAAAAAAGUAACAUUCAGAAUAAAUGUAAGGACCUUCUGUCAUGCAACCAUUCUAAUGAUAAAAAUUUGUUUCUAAUUUAAAAGCUAGCAGGUCCUGUCACCUACUGUAUAUACCUACUAACAAAAAAAAAUUCUGAGAAGAUAAUGGUGCUUUGAUGCCAGACUUGCGUGACUUUCAGAAAAGUCAGCCUUGGAUGAUGAUAGCAAAGUGGAUGCUGCCUACAUUUCUCCGUUUUACAUGUGUUCAUAUUGUAGUUGUGUAUUUGAAAUUAAAUGCGUGGCCGUGGAAACACUUUUUCCAUCUCUGUGUUUCUUCACCAGUAGUCUUUACUGUUAAAUUGCAUAUUGAGGAGCAGCCUUUUUUUAGUCCUGUAUUUCCUGUCAGUGACUUAAUGGAGAAACCAGGAAGUGGCCAUUUUGGUGGCUUGUAGAGAUCUACAAUUAAAGAUGAAUUGAAGUGGGCACACUACCCACACACAGUGGGGGGAAAAAACUUUAACGGGCUGAAACAAUUAUAGCCAGUCAUUUGUACCUCAGUGUUGUCAUUAGUUCCUAGUGAGUUUAUAUAUUCUCGCUGAUAUAUGCUCAGCCCACCAAAGGGCUGCCUUUUCCGUGUUCCCAUUACAAGUUCAGUUUGAGUUCCGUUGUUGGGAGCCAUCUUUACAGUACGUAGUAAAUGCCACUCUCAGUAUGUGAUCCUUUCUAUGUUUUUUUAGAACUCGGCCCCCCAUGUUGGCAUCAGAGGAUUGUCUUAUUUACUUUUGUGCUUGCGGGCUAAAGAUGUCUUUGGCAACUGUUAUUACAUUAGUCAAAUUACUAAAAGCCAGAUAUGUGACAUACAGUAACCUGCUUUCCCUGUCUGGUACUGUAUUUCAAAAGCUUGCAUCAUACACAAAAUAAUACUGUAUGGGGAUCUCUACAGAAUACUACAAUGUAGUAACUUUUACACUUACUAUUGCCAUAUUUUUGUUAAAUUGGUAUUGUAUUGUAUACCAGGUCUAGCCUAAACAGUUGCCUAAACCAAAAGAAAGCCAUAUAUUUUUAAUGCACAAGUAUAUGAAAACUUAUUGAAAUAGACAUAUAUUUUUAAAAGAUAGUGUGGAAUCACCAAUUUUAUGUGUUUCCACAGUCCUUAAAUGGUUGAAAACCACUUGUCCGUUCACUGUAUGUCAUUCUGUAUUACAGUACGUUGCAGAUGGUACAGUAUUCUUCUUGAAAUAGCCCGCACACACCCUUUGGCAACCAUAGUAACAUAAAAAAUGGCUUAUUGUUGAAUUGCAUCACUCCUGUGUAAAAGCAAUAAAGUUGUGUUUGAAAGUAACAAAA
Messenger RNA from Pseudophryne corroboree (corroboree frog), 9746 nucleotides. RefSeq names its product diphosphoinositol pentakisphosphate kinase 1 (gene PPIP5K1). The transcript has 36 exons. Lineage: Eukaryota; Metazoa; Chordata; Amphibia; Anura; Myobatrachidae. The coding region runs from base 822 to 5162 and encodes 1446 amino acids. Gene Ontology annotation, biological process: inositol metabolic process; inositol phosphate biosynthetic process. Gene Ontology annotation, molecular function: inositol hexakisphosphate kinase activity; diphosphoinositol pentakisphosphate kinase activity; 5-diphosphoinositol pentakisphosphate 1-kinase activity. Gene Ontology annotation, cellular component: cytosol. The record is from RefSeq and is a predicted model, not a curated record.